This is a messenger RNA of Colletotrichum orchidophilum, 261 nucleotides long. RefSeq lists its product as uncharacterized. Lineage: Eukaryota; Fungi; Ascomycota; Sordariomycetes; Glomerellales; Glomerellaceae. The record is from RefSeq and is a predicted model, not a curated record. Bases 1 to 261 code for a protein of 86 amino acids. The transcript is spliced from 2 exons.
AUGAAUUCCACCGAUUCUAUUCGCAAUGGGAGCACCUCGAGCAAAUCCUCCCAUAAGCACUCCACUGCGGAAUCGAACAAUGCUGUGUCUCAGCGACGAAUCUCCGACUACGAGAAGUCUUCCGGCCAUAGCAACAUGUAUCACAUUCACAACCACGACGCCAGUGCGAAAGCAAGCAAGGCCUAUCAUCAGAAGAGAAUGGCUCAGACUUUGACUGACUUCGACGAGCGAUUCGGCUCUCCACUAUCGAGGCAUGCUUGA